AUGAUCGGUGACAACAGAAGCCGCCUGACACGCAGGAUCGUCGACAUCGGCGCAAUACUCGUGGUGCUGCAGCAGACUUGCGGCGCGAGUGCGACGAUGUUUCACGCCAAAUCGGUGAUCGGCGGAUUCGGUUUGACCACAGAAAUCGCUGACUACGGCAGGGCGCACACCAAAGCAGUGCAGUUGCAGUGCGGCGUUAUAGAAGCGCGCGGACAUGCACUGCAUCCACGCCGCAAAAGCGCGCCAAAACACACCAAAGAUGUGCAGUGGAUGUGCGGCGUUAUCAUUAAUUGA
This is a messenger RNA of Macrosiphum euphorbiae (potato aphid), 294 nucleotides long. The record is from the annotation of a GenBank genome assembly. Lineage: Eukaryota; Metazoa; Arthropoda; Insecta; Hemiptera; Aphididae.